Molecule: messenger RNA, 1994 nt
Organism: Didymodactylos carnosus
Lineage: Eukaryota; Metazoa; Rotifera; Eurotatoria; Philodinida; Philodinidae
Source: the annotation of a GenBank genome assembly
AUGUUUGCUACUACUAUUCUCCUUCAUCUACUUAUUUUCUCCAUAAUUCCUUCUUCUCAUGGUCAAACAUGUCCUGAUAAUCAAAGUGUCUGUGGCUGGGCUGGUUGCUAUAAUCCAAUAAACCAAAGUUGUUACGAUAGUAGUGUGUUGAAUUGUCCUCAUAAUUGUCAUGGUUUGUGCUAUAAUAAUACAGAUUCUUAUUGUUUUAAUGAUACAUUCAUUUGUAAAUUAACACAACAACCAUGUACAAUCUCCGACUAUCCAUAUCUUACUUGUUAUGAUCCAUCGUAUCAAGUGUGUUUAAAUCAAACGAUGUGUAAUACCUCAACCUUGUGUGGUAACCCUGGACAGUGUGUACCAGGGGGUGAUGCAUGUGUAGACAAUACGACUAUAUGUCCCACUUCCAUCGACUCGGGUGAAUGGCAAAAUCCUGCUUCAGUAAAACUGUGCAAUGGAACAUGUUAUCGAAUUAGCGUGCAAAAAUGUAUCAAUGAAAGUACAAUUGAAUGUGUAGCGAACUGUGGAAAUCAGUGUUAUAAUGAAACGAAGCGUCAGUGUUUUAAUAAUGCAACUCUUUGUGAUUUAACAGACAGUAUUUGUGGUCUCACAUGUUAUGAUCCUAAAUAUCAAGUAUGUCUCAAUAAUAAUACUCCUUGUUACAAAGACGAUGUGUGCGGCACAAAUCCUCCACAAUGUUUAGAUUUUUACAAGGGAGAUGUUUGUGUUAAUAAUGAAACCAUAUGUUCUGGAUAUUCACGUUACGCUUAUCAACUUAAUCAGACAAGUCCCGUUCAACUAUGUAAUGGAAUUUGUUAUGAUUCUUCUAUUUUAAAUUGUACAACAAAUGGAACAAUUCAAUGUGCUAAUCCUACUUUCACUAAUCAACAGCGAUAUUGGACCAAUGUGAAGUUGAACGUAACUCCACAAACAUGGAGUCACAUCUCGGUCAAUGUUCAGCGUAAAGGUGGAGGAGGAGGCAAAGUUAUCGUGUGGAUCAACGGGCAAGAAUAUAGUCUUGUAGCGAAAAAAAAGAAUACAGGCUUUGCAAAGGGAGAUUUUUUUGAAGUAGAACUUACUUCAUUUAAAAAAGCUCCUGAUGAGCAUGGUGCUGUUGCUGAUCUUCGUUUAUUUCCCUUCUGGCUUCAUAAAGUAGAAGUUCGUUUCAUCUACGACCAACAAUGCACAUCUGAUCAAAUCAAAAUUGGAACCUACUGGAUGAAUCACUAAGGCCCACUUUAUGUAUUUAUAAUGUCGUUUUCUUUGUUGUGAGUAUUUGUGUACGAUUAGCUCAGAUCCGUCAAGAAGAAAAAAAGAAAGAAAAGUCAUUAUCAAUGAACUUUGAGUUCUUUCUGAAGCAGUGCACGCAUAUGAGUAGCGUGAUUCCCAUCCAAAAAACCUAACGUUGUCUUUUAAAGAUUGGUGGAUUGAAAAUUCAAUACAUUGGAAAGAGAAUAGAUUUAUUUUUCGUUUAUAAAAAGUUAUAUUAAAAAAAAUUUGAGUGAAGAAAGUCAGAGAUAAGUUGAUAUGGUUUCAAAGGAUAGAGAACCUAUGUUGAUCAACAAUGGUGACGUGCAUUCCUAAUUAGCAAAUCAAAGUCCAUUGAAGAAUAUUCUCAUUUUUGGUUAUACUGGUAAUAAAAUUAGUUUGAAAAUAUUUCCCUAACUGAGUUUCAAACUGUUAGGUAGCUAUUUGUUGUAGCUCCAGUACUGAUGUGUAGGGAGUUAUGCACGAAAUUAGCCAUUUUCAAGGAAGAAAAUCGUUAAGUAUCGUGGAUGAUGUUCGUUUUUCGAACUAAAAAGAAACGCUCCUAGUCUCACUGACAUACUUCAAGUGUGUCUUGUUCUGCAUUUACCAACUAGUCCUAUUCCACAGUGGGCAACUAAGCGGACAUUAGGCCAAAAAGUCGAUUUUAUCUAUCUUGAAAUACAAAUAGUGCAAAAUGUAGCUCUUGAAAUUCUCUAUCGAAUGGUGUAUAAACGUCUAUUGUGAAACUG